Molecule: messenger RNA, 642 nt
Organism: Lithohypha guttulata
Lineage: Eukaryota; Fungi; Ascomycota; Eurotiomycetes; Chaetothyriales; Trichomeriaceae
Exons: 1
Coding region: 1-642 (213 amino acids)
Source: RefSeq, a predicted model, not a curated record
AUGACGAGCUUGUGUCCAAAUGUUUACAAAUCGAUUCAAGUUUGUGCCAACACCACGACGCAUGAAACCUCAUGCUACUGCGAGGCCUUGAUAGAGAACAGAUGCACCGGAUUAUGUAUCGCAGGUUCCCAGGCCAACCAGUAUUUAAACUAUAUUCUGCCCGAGUGCGAGGGAGUGUUGUCAAAUUCAUCACCGGCAAAUACCACUGCCAAUACAUCCCUGAAUUUCACCUCGAGCUGGCCAGACUAUACGAAUCUGACCGACACAGCAUAUCUUAGGCUGUUCCCUUGGAGGUGGGAUCUUCAAAGCAACAGUUUGGAGCUAGCCAAUGGUACAGCCACCAGACCGAGUAUUGAAGCAUCUGAAAAGCUGGGACAAUGUCCUAAAGUCCAGUCUGCACUGGUCUCUUUCGCUAUUGUGAACGCGGUAGUCUUCCUGGCGUCAACCAUUACAGCAAACCGUCACGUCGUUUAUUUUGUUACAUGCCACAUUUUCGGUGGUAAAGAAGGCGGUAAAUGGUGGCCUGCCUCCGCUCUUCUUUCAGUGGCGAUCAACCUUGCUGGGAACGUCAUCAACGCCCUUCUCAUCAUCAGAACUCCAGGCUAUCGUCAUGUUCCUCUGUUGCCUCUGGUACUCCUGUGA